GCGGGAUACGAGUGUCCUACAUGUAAACGGACAUUCCUGGUACGUGACUCCUUCGAAAAGCACACGAAAAACUGUCACAGCGUCUUCCUCUCGAAAAGGCCGAAGUUCAACGCGCGUAAGGCGGCGAGUGGAGGUAGCUUUGCCUCGUCUCCGCUAUACGACCGUGGGGUCAGCAGCGUUCUCGCGCCACCUCCAG
Molecule: messenger RNA, 196 nt
Organism: Amoebophrya sp. A25
Lineage: Eukaryota; Dinophyceae; Syndiniales; Amoebophryaceae
Source: the annotation of a GenBank genome assembly